CUCCGGACUCAGUUUGUUGGAAACAGUCGAACUAAUAGGAGAUCCAACUCUUAUUCGGGAAUGUUAAGAAUUCAACGAAUUGAAAUUACGUCAUUUUAAGUAAACUUUAUUACCCCCAAUCCGCCAGAAUGAUCCUACAGCGGUCAGGAUGGCUGACGGCCAUCGCCCUUGUCCCUAUUUUUGCGGGAUUUUCUAUAGCAUGGAUGGAUGAAAGGCCAGUGCUCGAGGUACGCGAUGGGAACCUCUUUGUUACCAGUGCUAAAGACAAAAAUAUUACUCUGAAGACAACAGGCGCUAGCUACGUUAACGUAAAUGGAAUAAAUCUGCUUCACGUCGCGUCAGCGGCGCAAAAUGCUUCGAUUUUGGUGGAACAGUGGAAGUUAGGUAUCCUUACGGAAUUGGAAAACGUUUUGUCACGGCUAACGGAAGCCAUCGAAGGUCCUUACGGUCUGCAGAGUAAGGUUCACGCCCUUGAAAUGGGGCUUGAUAUGAACCGAACCAUGUACAGACCGAGUACGAGCAGGACUUCUCCAAGACCUUUCUUCAAUUCCGGAACUGACAAUAUCGCGCGAACACGAAUCCAACGACUUACUGCCCGGGUUCGGCAGCUCGAACUUGCAACAGCGAGUUUCCGCCGAAAAUUGGAAACUGACGAAUGCGUGAGCAACCCGUGCCGAAAUGGUGGUACGUGUGAAGAUAAAAUUGAUGGAUAUAAAUGCUUGUGUAUGGAAGGCUGGGAGGGGCCCCAGUGUGAAGCGGACGUCAACGAAUGCCACAGAUUCGAUGGAACCGAUCUCGGAUGCCAGAAUGGAGCUACCUGUCGAAAUACACCUGGAAGCUACUCCUGUGCCUGUGCAAGUGGAUGGUUUGGUAUUCACUGUACGAAACGAUCGAUGGAUUGCAAUAACGAAAAUUCUAACGAGAUUUGCGGCCAUGGUGUUUGCAUCAACAAACCUGGUACUCCGUUGGGAUACGCCUGUAUCUGUGACCAAGGUUGGGAGAUUGACAGUGUUACUUCCGCCUGUACCAAAGACGUUGAUGAGUGCACAGGCAAGCGUCCUCCGUGCUCAGUUAACCCAUUGGUACCCUGCAUAAACGUACCUGGGACUUUCUACUGCGGGGGCUGUCCUCAAGGUUAUACAGGAAACGGAUAUUAUUGUACCGAUCUUGACGAAUGUACGAUUAACAACGGGGGAUGCAGUACAUCCCCAUCAGUUCCCUGCAUCAAUACUAUGGGAUCUAGAAUCUGCGGCUCUUGUCCUCCGGGGUACCAAGGUGACGGUGUUACUUGCACGUAUGUUGGAUCGUGCAGAAUUAACAAUGGCGGAUGUCAUCCUAUGGCUACAUGUAUAGACAGCCCAGGUAUGGGUGAUUAUAUCGUACAGUGUCGAUGCCUACCUGGCUACCAAGGUACUGGAAUGGGACCAAACGGCUGCCAGGUAGCUGGUACUGACAUCGGCGUUCACACGUCGUGUUCCAGCAAUCCUUGUGUUCAUGGAAGUUGUGUUCCAAAUGGACCAAGCGACUACAGGUGCAUGUGCUAUGCUCGGUUCACCGGCAAGAAUUGCGACGUCGAAUCAAAUCCUUGCGAUCCAAACCCAUGCAGAAAUGGUGGAACAUGCAUGGUAAGAAAUAGAGGAGCUGCCUGUCGCUGCACCAAUAGUUUUAGCGGACCACGGUGUGAGACACCGAGAGAAUCGUGUGGACAAACUUUCAGAGAUUUGCAAGGUACUUUACAGUUCCCAACUGUCAGCAGGACUUAUCAACACAGAUUGAGCUGUGCCUGGGUUUGGAUAACGAAUUCGUCCAUGGUGCUGAAUAUAACAUUCACCGUCUUCAAUUUGGAACACUCUACCGAUUGCCAGUUCGACUUUGUACAGAUCCACGACGGUCCGACAGCCGGUGAACAUAUAAUUGGAAGAUACUGUGGAAACAGUUUGCCGAAUGGUGGAAAUAUAAUAUCUUCUCAGGAAGCUGUUUAUUUAUGGUUUCACUCAGACGGCAGUAUUGCAAAGGAUGGAUUCACCUUGGAGUGGAACUCAAUCCCACCCGUGUGCGGUGGGGAGAUAAAUGCUGAUCACGGUUCCAUUAGCUCACCCGGAUCACCGGGAAAAUAUCCGGCUGACAGGGACUGCAGCUGGUUUGUCAGCGUCACAUCAGGAAAAAGGAUUCAAUUCCAUUUCUUCACUAUGAUGCUGGAGGAACACCCGACGUGUGAUAUGGACUAUCUCGAGAUAAAAGAUGGUAGAAGUGCCUCCAGUAACAGAUUGGGACUGUACUGUAAUCAUACCCAUCCACCACCGCUGGUCACAUCCGGUUCUGAGGCUUGGCUACACUUCCAUUCAGACAGUGCUGGGCAGGACGCGGGAUUCCAGAUUACUUUUUCAAGUAUUGAAGGAAUACCUGGUUGCGGAGGAGUUUAUACCGCAUCUUCCGGGACUCUACAAACACCGAAUUUCCCAUUACCUUACGAUUCAAAUCUAGACUGUGAAUGGAAGAUACAAAUUCCAACGGGAGAGAGAGUGAAAAUAACUUGGAUCAGCUUUGAGCUUGAAAGUUCUCAUGGUUGCAGAUUCGACUAUGUGGAGAUAUACAGUGGCCAUAACAGGGAAGCUCCAUUGGUCGGAAGAUACUGCGGCGAUACACUUCCUUCAAGCAUUUUAUCAGAAUCGAAUGUUUUACUCAUACGUUUCAGGUCUGACUGGAGUUUUAAUGAGAAAGGUUUCCAAUUCACUUAUGAGGUAUGGUGUGGUGGACAGUUCACCGAAGAAACUGGCGUUAUACAAUCACCCUAUUAUCCACAACCAUAUCCUGCGUCGAGGACAUGUGUUUACGAAAUAAUACAACCACCGGGAAAGGCCAUAUCGUUGGAGAUUCAGGACAUGGACAUCGAAGGUCUGGGUUACCCCGAUUGCGUGUUCGACUACUUAGAAGUCCACGAUGGUGAUAACGAGAAUUCAACAACUAUCGGCACAUAUUGUGGAUCGAAUUCAUCUAUUCCUGAAUUUCCACUUAUGUCGACCCACAAUUACAUGUACCUCAAAUUCACGACUGAUCGUAGCAACCACCAGCGUGGAUUCAAAGCCGUUUACACAACUUCUGACCGAAGGUGUGGAGGUCUCUUUAAAACGCCAUCCGGCGUCAUCCAGAAUCCAACCACUGGUUCUGGAUACGACAAUGAAGAGGACUGCCAUUGGACAGUUCAGGCACCCCCUGGAUACGUUAUACAAUUGACCUGGCUAACGUUUGACCUAGAAUACCACCCUGCUUGUCGCAAUGACUACGUUCAAAUUUAUGAAAAUAUAACGAGGGACUCACGGCAGGAUAUGGGAACGUAUUGCGGGACGACAAAACCACCUAUAUUGACGACGCAAUCUCGAAUAAUGUCGAUUCACUUUCAUACCGAUGGAUCAGUAACAAGGGACGGGUUCAUGGCUUCCUACGUAUUUAUUGAUGCCUCUAAAGUUUGCGGAGGACACUUUUUCGCGCUUACUGGAUCCAUCAAAACACCUAAUUACCCAGAGCGUUAUCCGGAAAGUAGACAGUGCGAAUGGAUCAUCGAAGCUGCCAAUAGACACCAGAUAGUCCUAAACGUCGUGAAGUUUGACUUGGAAUCGCAAUCCAGCUGCUCAUUUGACUACCUUGAAAUAAGGAACGGAGGCACCGCAACGUCUCCUUUAUUGGGAAAAUACUGCGGCUCUAACAUUCCAAUGCAAAUUACGAGCUUUGGAAAUCAAAUGUACCUGAAGUUUUCCUCAGACGUAUCGAGAGGCGGCGAGGGUUUUAAUAUAGAAUGGGAUUCUACCACCAUUGGAUGCGGUGGGACUUUGAAUACUACCAGUGGGUCUAUUUCUUCUCCCGGUUACCCUCAGCCCUACAUUCGCAAUGCUGAAUGUAACUGGCAGAUCGGCGUGUCAGCUGGCAGUAUCAUACAGCUGAUAAUAGUCGACUUAGACCUUGAGCAGCACGAUCAAUGUUCAUUCGAUUUUAUCGAAAUAUACGAAGGACCUAACAGACGAGGCAAAAAAUUGGGAAGAUAUUGUGGCACGAACCACCCCCUUUACGUCCAGACCACUACAAACGUUGCGUCUGUUCGUUUCCGCAGUGAUUACAGUGGUUCUGGGCGAGGUUUCCAUAUAAAUUACAUCACUUUAUGCCAUAACAAACUUCACGCUCACCGAGGAGUUAUCGAAUCACCGAAUUUCCCCAACGAUUAUCCACACAGAGAAAACUGCAGCUGGACUAUCGAGGCACCGAUGGGUAACAAGAUUAAUCUCACCUUCUCUCACUUCGACUUGGAAGCAGGAAGCGAAGAAUCCUGCCCGUACGAUUAUUUGGAGGUGAAAGAGGGUGACGAUGAUCAACCCACUCGAGAGAUUGGCAAAUACUGCGACUCCACAGCCUUGCCACCCAAAGUGGUAUCGACCCAACGGCAGGUCUUUUUACAAUUUUAUUCCGACAGUUAUCUUGCUCACAAUGGCUUUCGGCUUGAAUGGGUUGUCAAUGGUUGCGGUGGUUUCUUGAAUAAACCAGAAGGGAUAAUCAUGUCCCCUGGAUACCCUCAACCAUAUCCUCAGAAUAUUGAAUGCGAAUGGAGCAUUGCGGUUGACUACGCUUGCAGUAUAGAACUUACAUUGGUGGAUGUGAACUUGGAAAAAAUACAGAAUUGUGUUUUCGAUAAACUGGAAAUUUACGGUGGCGCAGAUGAUUCCGCACCAAAAUUAUUAGACACGUGUCACACUGAUCGUCCAGUUGUCUUAACGAGUUCGAGCAAUAAGCUAUUCAUCAAAUUCUCUUCCGAUCAUUCUUAUGAAGCCUCAGGAUUCAAUGCUUCAUACAGAAGUGUGCCCAUUCAAUGUGGCGGGAAAUUCACGACAGCGACCGGUAUCAUACAUUCAGCAAACUACCCUUCAAAUUAUCCCGCGAACCAAAAUUGCGAGUGGUAUAUUCAAGUGCCCGUGAAUCAUAUCGUCAAUCUCACCUUCAUCGACUUCGACAUUGAAGCAAGCAGAAAUUGCAGCGAUGACUACGUUAGAAUUUAUGAUGGCUCAACUCGAGACGCGCCUGUACUGGGAUCUCAUUGUCGCAAUGCGCUUCCUCCAUCGUAUAUUUCCACGACCAAUGAACUUCUAGUCGUGAUGCGAACAGACCCUUACGUUCAGGCAAAGGGUUUCAAAGCGACUUAUGCCCUUGCAUGUGGAGCACGCAUCGUUUCUAAUGACCAAGGAGUAAUUUCAAUGGACUCGUCGGUCGGUCUGUAUACAGAAAUAACCAAUUGCACCUGGACCAUCAUAGCCGAACACCCAGAGGACCACGUCACCCUGACUUUUACUCACAUACAAGUAAUGGGGAUGAACUACGGACACGAUGACUGUGAGGAUAACUCCAUACAGGUUUUCGAAGGUGAAGGGACAGAUGGACCUGCACUAGGAACGUGGUGCGGUACAAAAGUUCCCUCGUCAAUUGUGAGUCAAGGAAAUGCAUUAACAAUACAUGCAUCAUCCAUUUAUGGAGCGUUGUAUCACUCGGUUUUCUCCGCUACCUACUCUGUGCUGAAUUCAGCAUGCGGAGGGAAUUACAGCUCAGAACAUGGUACGAUCUCGACACCAGGUUAUCCGAAUAGCUAUCCAAGGAAUAUAGAGUGCAUCUGGUCCCUGCGCACAUCUCCAGGAAAUCCAAUAAGCUUGAGUUUCACGGAGUUUGAUGUUAUCCAAAGCCAAAAUUGCGAUUUAGAUUACGUUGAAGUUAGAGAAGAAAGCGGAAUUGGAAAAUUGAUCGGAACGUUUUGUGGAACGGAUGUUAAUGCGAUAAAUUCACCAAAAAGCUUAUGGAUAAAGUUCAGAAGCACUGCAGAUGGGACGGGGAAAGGAUUCGCUGCUGAGUACAACAUCGUUCAUGGAAGUGAUUUAUCAGGACCCAGUGGACAGAUUGCUUCUCCAUUGUAUCCGCAUCCGUACAUGAUCCAAGGAGAAUUUCAGUGGCACAUCACCGUUGACUUCAAAUCCUCGAUAUUGAUAACUUUCGAAGAUUUUCACAUCGAUCGAUACGCGGACGAGUGCUACCUUUAUCUCACUAUCUACGAUGGAUACGAUAGCGAAGCUCGUGAACUGAUUUCGGCAUGUGGUACGACUCUGCCGAAGCCAGUGCGAUCGUCGAGUAAUGUAGUUUACCUCAAGUUCUCUACGCAUUCAAUGAGACAAGGCAGCUGGUUCCUUUUAAACUGGUUACAAGUACCUAGAACAGAAAUUGGCGAAUCUGACGAUGGCGACAGUACUCGAACAUCGUGCCAUGAAAUCAUCUCUCUAGUCAACCGUGGAGACACCAACUACACAAUCAGUUCACCUGGAUGGCCUCAAGGCUACGACACAAACCUUGAUUGUAGUUGGACUCUGGAAUCGAUUCCAGGAACUCAUCUUGUCCUCAGAUUCAAUACAUUAGAUUUGGAAACGACCGAACAAUGCCUCGCCGAUUAUGUUCAAGUGUUUGCCGGAAAUCCCAUGUCAGCAUCACGCUCAUGGAGUCAAGUGGGAGAUAACUAUUGCUAUACCAAUGCUACUCGGACACCGGUCGAAGCAACAAACCUUAUGAAAGUUGUAUUUCACAGCGACGUAUAUCUUAAUGGAACUGGAUUCAACGCCACAAUUCGUAAAGCUUGCGGUGGUCAGCUACAGGGUCCAAAUGGAGUUAUAGAAGCAAAUGAAACAUCAACCACUGGUCAUUUGCCUCAGUGGUCGUUACAGUGUCAGUGGAAUGUCACCGUCAGACCGGGAAGGACCAUAGGAGUUAGAAUCGUCAGUUUGAAUAUCCACAAUUCUGAUUCAAUUUGCGGGAUCAAUUACCUCAUGUUGAAAAAUGGCCCAUCACCUUCAUCUCCUAUUCUUGGUAUUGGCAAAUAUUGUGGUACCGCAGUACCCAAUGAGGAGUUGCUAACGACUGGAAAUCAGCUCUACGUAAAAGUAAUCGGCAUGAGAGUACUAACUCAGUUCAAAUUACAAUACAGGGAGAUAGGAAUGAACUGUGGAGGGGAAAUUUUGUUAGGACCGCAAACCAAGAUGUGGCAAAUAACCACUCCUAAUUACCCUAAUAUUCCAUCGCCACAUUCAGAAUGUUUCUGGACUGUUAUGGCACCCGCUGGAGAAAUGAUAUCGAUACAUUUCCCUGACAGAUUUGACCUUGCGCCCAGCCAUGGCUGCACUAGAGAAUAUCUAGAGAUCAGAGAUGGUGGAACUGACAUUUCAAGGCUACUUGGACGAUACUGUGGAAGUCAGGCACCCAGUAGUAUGUUUACUACUGGAAAUGUGAUGUACCUCCACUUCUACACCGACAUUCCUGAUCCCAAAAAUGGUUUCAAUGCUACAGUCACCAUUGGUGAACAAUGCGGUGGCUUGAUAAGGGGUAGACAAGGCGUUAUAGAAUCGCCCAAUUAUCCUAAUCAUUUCCCCCCAAAUAUCACCUGCAUAUGGCGUAUCGUUGGUCCUCCUGGUCACACAAUAAAACUGCAGUUCAGAGACAUCCACUUGGUGAAUUAUGUACGUUGUGAAGGUUCGGAUCAUGUGGAAAUUGCCGAAGAAUUACGGUUGAACGGAUCAUCCGACGCAUCAAUUAAACCACUAGGAGUGUUCUGCGGAACAACAAAACCAGAAUUGAUUCAAUCGGCGGGGAAUAUAGUUGAAGUUAAAUUCAUCAGCGAUACCAGAUCUGUAUCUCAUUACAGAGGAUUCAGUCUGAACUUCACAACUUCUCCAGAUGUAUGCGGUGGUAGUCUAAUCGGUUCGGCAGGUGAAUUUAGUUCGCCCGGAUAUCCCAAUAUUAAUGGGCGCAACAGGUAUUGUCAAUGGAGGAUCUCUGUACCCGAAGGACAUCGUGUACAAAUUGAUAUCGUCGAUCUUGACAUAGGGGCGACGGACGUAGCACUUCCGCAGCCAUUCGGGCCACGACUAUUGUUCUAUCAUGACUUCAAUUACAUAGCUCACAACAAAGAUAUUACAGCACAUGAUACGGACAGGCAGAUUAUCAGCACCAGUAACAAAAUGCUUGUUUGGUAUUGGUCGAGUACUGGAACACGGAGGGGUUUCAAAGCUCGUUAUUCUGCAAUUUCUCCUUCACUGUGCGGCGCAACGGUGAGGGAUAACGAAGGUACUCUUUUGACAAAUCAGAAUACCGUUUUCAAUAUGACUGAUUUCUAUUGCGAAUGGAAAGUUUAUUCUCCAACACUAAACACAAGCGAUAAAACGCUCGCGGUUACUUUGACUGGAUUUGUUAGCCGACUUGAAGAUUCUGGCGGAUCUAAUCGUUGUCGUUACAGUUCUAAUUCGCUAAUAAUAACUGACAGCGAUGAUAAACCGGUAGUAAAUUAUUGCGGAAAUAGAACCAAACCUAUUGUUAUUCGAUCUCCCUCGCAGGUCAACACCAUUAUGGCUGUGAAAGGGUCUCCGGAUCCGGUGAAUUAUACUAUAUCUUACCGCUGGUACGGGUGUGGUGGAAUACUGCAUGGUCCUUCCCACACAGUUACUGUACCUAGGGGUUCAACUUAUCCGAUAGACUGUGCUUGGCACGCUAAAUUCCCGGAUAAUGGAGAGGUCAUAACGCUGUCUUUCAAGAAACUCAACUUGGGAACAUGUGCUACUAAUUACAUACUCGUCAGAAACGGUGGCGCGUUGUCGCCACAGUUUGACAAAAUUUGCGGAUCAAUUCUGCCUCUAAACAUAAAAUCUCAAUCGAACGAGUUGUGGAUCGAAUACCAUGGUGAAGACUCCCACAAUGACUUUGAAUUCCAAGUUGAAACACUUCAGGGUGGUUGUGGUGGAUUCUUACAGCAGAGCGUUGGAGUAAUAACCAGUCCUGGGUUCCCGAGUCAGUAUCCAAAUAACGCAGAGUGUGACUGGAUUAUUGCAGUAGAAAAUGGUUAUCGCAUUGGAUUGGUAUUUGUAGAUCGUUUCAAUCUUGAAACCAGUUCAAAUUGCGGUAACGAUUUCGUCCGGGUAUUCGACUGGCAGCUAGAAGAUCACAGUGAUCCAGAUUCUGCUGUAUGGCUAGAGAUCGCUACAGUAUGCGGUAGAAAUACACCACAAGUAUUCAACUCAACUUCGAAUCGAAUGAGGGUUCAAUUCCGAUCGAACAAUGCCAUUCAAGGCGAUGGUUUCCGGGCUAAAUGGAAUACGAAUUGCGGCGGAAUCAUACCAGUAACGAAGAGCGUAAGAUAUCUCACAUCACCUGGAUGGCCAUUGGGUUAUCCAGCAAAGAUGAACUGCAACUAUACUUUUGUAGCGGAAAAUAAAAAUAUCAUCGUGCAGUUCACAGAGUUUUCCCUAGAAGGAGGUCGAAGUGGAUGUCGAUUUGACAAUGUUACAAUUAUAACUCCUGAGUACGGUAGAGAUACCAGUCGUAGUUGGUGUGGAACUGAUCGUCCACCCACUCAAAAUGUUGGAUCGCGAUUGGAACUCCAUUUCAAAACUGACUCUUAUAUCGAACGUAAAGGAUUCCAAUUGAAAUACUAUCUUGAUGAAUGCGGUGAUAUCGUAACCCGGCCUACUGAUAUAAGUUCACCUUCAAUCGAUGAAAAUGGUAAUUACUAUGCUAGAAUUAAUUGUACAUGGAUUGUCAAACCACCCGCAGGUAAAGCUGCCGUUUUGAGAUUUGAAAGUUUCCAUCUGGAAUACAGUACCCAAUGUUUCUUCGAUUUCGUGGCUGUAUAUUCUGGUACAGUCAUCCAGCAAGAAAAUCGACUCGCCUUAUUAUGUGGAAGUUUGAACGGAUCCCUGCCAGUUGUGAAAUCUGAAAACGGCACAAUGACCAUAAAUUUCAUUACUGAUCGAAGUUUCAACUUUGGAGGAUUCAAAGCCAAGGUAUUGUUCACAAAUGGCCAAGCAGCAGGUUGCGGAGGUGAAAUUCGACUCGAUUCUCAUUCACAACAAUUUAGAACUCAAAAAGGUUCGAUGUACGAAGAUUCGGAAGAUUGCCACUGGCUUGUACGAGCGCCGGGCAGUAAUACCGUUAAAUUAUUUAUAAGUAGUAUGGAUUUGAAGAAUUCCUCCUCUCGGGGGCGUGCGAAUCAACCAUGUUCUGGAGAUUAUUUAGAGGUCCGAGACGGCGAAGGACCAUUCUCGGAGCUGAUAGCCACAUACUGUGGAAAUGUGAGCCCUUCUCCGAUAUCGACAUCUUCGAAUAGCAUGUGGAUCAGAUUGGUAACCGAUGGCGACACGAAUGGCAAUGGAAUAUCAGGAACACUUCAAGCUGUACCAUCGCUUUGUGGCGAAUCGACUCUAAUCGUCGCUAAUGAGACCAAAGUAUUAACUUCUCCAGGAUUUCCUAAUAGGUAUGAUGCUGGAAUCAGAUGUCGUUGGAAACUUACGUAUCCCGACUCAGUACACUGGAGACGAAUAACCAUUCACUUCUUGCAAUUCGACUUGGACGAUUCUGAACAUUGCGAGAGAGACAAGCUGCACUUUACAGAUAAAACCAAUCGACGUUAUGUCAGCGAAGGCUUUGGAGAAGAGUUGAUAUUCAGCGGGACGCGUGAUCGCCCUAGACACACGUGGAGGAAUUCUCGGAUGCCACUCGGUAGUUUUUAUUUUUGUGGAUCUGCUCUUCCUCAUGAUUACCACAGUGGCGGGGACGAGGUUGAAUUGGCGUUUACAUCCGCUUCAAAUCCAAAAGGAAGUCAUUCUGGAUUUAAAUUAGAGUACAGUGUAAGCACUUGUACUCGUAAUUUCACUGGUGCCCAAGGACGAAUUGUACAUGACAGUUCAAGAGAUUGUUGGUUUACAAUAACUGCCCCAGAAAACUACACGAUUUCACUUUACUUCAACGAAUUUACGAUGUAUGAUAUACACGAUUGUACCGAACGCGCUCUGCAGAUUCGUGAUGGAGAUUUCAGUGCAAGUACUAUAGCAAUGUUGUGCGGAAUGAACAUACCAGAUCCUGUGUUUAGUACCGGAAAUAGGCUGAGCUUGCACUCGUACUCGCUUAAUGCGGGCUCAUUUGAUACCUACGAUAUAACCUACACGACAACUGAUAAAGGACAAGGUUGUGGGGGAAAACUUUACAAUUAUGAAGGCCGAUUUGCAUCUCCGCUGUAUCCGGGACCAUAUCGUAACACCAGUGAAUGCAUUUGGGACAUUAGCGUACCGAAGAAUUACCUCGUUCUACUAGAAUUUAAAUUCUUUGAUCUUGGUGUAAGAGAAACCUGCGAAACGGACAAUUUGGAGAUAUCUGACGUACAACCGAACGGAGACACCUUAUCUUCAACCGUCUACUGUGGAGGGGACCUACCAGCACCGUUUCACGGAACUACGAAUAAGGUGAAAGUAAAAUAUACGACAUCAGUGAACAACGGAGGAACUGGCUGGUCCAUCAGUUUCAGUGCACAGCGUCAUCACGUUACUAGUUCCCGAUCUUUUCCAUUCGCCGAGAUGUCAUUCCAGAUCGCGUGACGUAGAAUGGCAGGUCGGUUUGGCUCCAAAAUACCAGAAAACACACAUUUACUUUUAUAUCUUCGUCAAGGUUGAUUUGUAUAAUACCAUAUACCUUAGUAUUAAAUAUUAAAAAAAAAAAAUAAAAAAAAAAAAAAGAGA
Molecule: messenger RNA, 11573 nt
Organism: Athalia rosae (coleseed sawfly)
Lineage: Eukaryota; Metazoa; Arthropoda; Insecta; Hymenoptera; Athaliidae
Gene: Cubn
Product: cubilin-like
Exons: 52
Coding region: 129-11432 (3767 amino acids)
Molecular function (GO): calcium ion binding
Source: RefSeq, a predicted model, not a curated record